UCCAGAGCCCCCCCCCCUCCCUCUUUCACUCUCUCUCACCCUGUCUAACUCUCUCCAUCUCUCUUCUACACUCUCCUUUACACACACAGUAUUGUCAACAAAGCUGGAGAACAAGGGACGUGGGGGGGAACAGGGGAAUAAAGGUCUAAGAGGAGAGUAACACACAGGACCCUGCGUCAUCACACCUGGACACUCGGAAGAGGGACUGGAAGACCGAAGACAGAAAAGAGGACCCAGAGGUGACAGUAAACAGGGGCGGACACAACACGGGACUCCUUUAUUUCUGUUCAUGGUGGUUUGGACACUCGUAGUAUGUAUGAGAAGUUAACCAUGCUGAACCUGCAGAGUGGCUCAAACUGGAGUGGGCCUAACAACUGGUACCAUGAUCCCACCAGUGUACAGACACAACACAGCACAGUGUCUGAGGGCUGUCUGCUGGACACGGAGGGCAGCAUGGGAGGAGAAGCAGGAGGAGGAGCGGGUAGAGGGGGAGGAGUCCCCGUGGAGAGGGACGAGGGUGAGGAGUCUCAGCUGAGACUGCAGCUCAAGAGGAAGCUGCAGAGGAACAGGACCAGUUUCACACAGGAGCAGAUCGAGGCUCUGGAGAAAGAGUUUGAAAGGACACAUUACCCAGAUGUCUUUGCGAGGGAGAGAUUGGCGAACAAAAUUGAUUUACCAGAGGCCAGGAUACAGGUGUGGUUCUCCAACCGAAGAGCCAAAUGGAGGAGGGAGGAGAAGCUGCGCAAUCAAAGGAGGUCAGGGGGUGUUACUUCCUGUUCACAGAGCCAAGCCCCUCUGACCACUUCAUUCAACACAUCUGUCUAUCAUCAACAGCACGGCAGCAGUUCAGGGUCCAUGUUGAGUCAGGCUGAGUCGUUCCCUGCCACGCUACAGCUCCCUGUCCAGUGUUCUCAUCUGGAGUCCAGUCUAUUCCUCCUCAGUCGGCCUCCUCUUACUCCUGCAUGUUGCCUCCAUCCCCCUCUGCCCCACGCAGCUUUGACUCAUCAGCGUACUCCUCCCCUCAUCUGCAGACCCCACCCUCAGCCAACUCCAACACUGGUCUCAUAUCACCUGGGGUUCAGUGCGGUCCAGGUUCCAGGAGCUGAGCAGCAGAGCAAUGAGUCAGACCUGGGUCAGUACUGGGCCAGAUUACAGUGAACGACAGACAUCACUGCUGAACAGCAAGACAAAACCGAGAAGGAAAAAAAGGCAUGUUUUUUUAAAAAAAAAAUAAAGUGUCAAGAAACAAUAUGGGGGACACACGGGGUUUAAGGAAGCACGGGGACUGAGCUACUGUAUAGGUGGGCCUGGAUGAGUUGCAGACCCCGAUAUGCAUUAAUGUUUACAAAUUCAGCCAAGAGCAGCUUUGGUUGCACUGACGGUACUCUGGUCAACUGGUAUUUGCUUAGAUUGCCAUAUUAUUUUGGGAUAGUGUGCUAAUUGUAGGGGUGAGGUCAGUAUCAGAAUAGGAGCAGGCUGAGGUGUGUUUAGGAUUACAAUAGAGUCAGGAUUAGAGGAGGCUAAAAACCAGGUUUAGGUUAUUGUUUGUGUGGAAAUCCCACACUUAUCGAAGGUUGAGGGUCUACUUUUGUAUUAUUUUAUUGUAACAUAUGUUUUGGCUUGUACUUGAUCCAAAAAAGAAGCAUUAGGCUACUAGUGUUAAUUAAGUAAACUUAAAUCUAUCACUGUUUACAUAAAACCAGCAAUUAGGUCAUGUUGCCUGGCAGAUCAUGAUUUAACUCUAGUCUUUUACAUGUCAUAAUGUGAUCCAGUGGUACUAAGUAAAUGCAGCAGUGUUUGUACUGUGAAGUGUAACCACAGUUUCUUGUUACUUGAGCAGCUCUAUGAUAUUGUGAUAAUAGCUUGUUCCCUAAGCAUAAAGCUGUGUGAGGCUAUAAACUACUGUGAAGAUUUUAGAUUUGCUCAAGGCAAUCACUUUUACUAAAAUGGAAGAUGUACCGUAAAAAGUGUAAAAUCCUGCCUAUCCUGCCAGCAACGCUACACUGAGACUGAACUGCGUAUUUUUGUACAGACAUCUGUGUAUGAUGAAGAUAACUGGAAUAUUGCAAGAGGUUGUGAGAAGGAAGAAUGUAGCUUGUUGUGGGCUCGAAUCAUCAUGAAAGCACAAAUUUAUUAGUAAAUAAUUAGGGAGGCACUGUACUGAUAUUAGUAUCAUAUCAUCUGAUAAACUAAACAAAACAUGAAAAUACACAUUUCCAAGUAUUAAAGAUUCUUGCCAAAGGCUACAAUAAAGCAACUUUAUUUUUUUCUUGUUAUAGAUACAAUGUCAUUGUUUUUUAUUAAAUCUAUUAAUAAUAGAAGCAUAUCCGUGACAGAAUUAAGCAGUAAAAGUCUUGGAUUGGCAGGUUCUUUUUCUUUAAUACCACUAAAAAACAUAUCCAUCAGCUAGUGACAAUCAAGCAUCGUUGCACAUCAACCAAAAAAAAAACUGCCUUCAAACCAUCAAAUGCAGACACUGACAAUCAAAGCUGGAGGAAGAGGAGAUCCAAGUGGAAAACUGUGACACUGUGCAUACAAUAGCAAUCGCAUUUUUAACUGUGCAUGACCAAAAUAAGCCACUAGACAAUCAGCUACUCGCAGAAACGAAUAAAGUAUUGUACAGAACUGUUGCUGUACUUUGCAGGGUUUGAACCUCUGCUCACGUUCCUCUUGACUAUUGGUUCUGUUGAUGCAUCUCAGUUCAAUCUCAUAUGAACUGUCUAAUUAUCAACUUAUUUAUUUGUCUUUUCACUUGUUCACAUUAAGUCCUCCGUGUUGGUUCUGUUGUUGCCGUGUGUGUUGUGUUAGUACUGUAUAGCUACCAAGAGUCAACCCUUUUGUGAAGGCCUUGGAUCCCUUUAAUGAAAAUAAAACUGUGUGUCAUGAA
Molecule: messenger RNA, 2887 nt
Organism: Sphaeramia orbicularis (orbiculate cardinalfish)
Lineage: Eukaryota; Metazoa; Chordata; Actinopteri; Kurtiformes; Apogonidae
Gene: pax10
Product: paired box 10
Exons: 8
Coding region: 313-1158 (281 amino acids)
Biological process (GO): regulation of transcription by RNA polymerase II
Molecular function (GO): RNA polymerase II transcription regulatory region sequence-specific DNA binding; DNA-binding transcription factor activity, RNA polymerase II-specific
Source: RefSeq, a predicted model, not a curated record